This is a messenger RNA of Vanrija pseudolonga, 801 nucleotides long. RefSeq lists its product as uncharacterized. The transcript has 4 exons. The coding region runs from base 1 to 801 and encodes 266 amino acids. The record is from RefSeq and is a predicted model, not a curated record. Lineage: Eukaryota; Fungi; Basidiomycota; Tremellomycetes; Trichosporonales; Trichosporonaceae.
AUGAGCGACCCGUACUACACUGGCUAUGCGCGACCAAAGUCGGCGGUGGGCCCCGUCUUCCGCGGCUUCGUUAUCGGCCUCGGCAUCAUCUGCUUCCUCGCCUCGCUAGGCUGGGGCGGGUACCGCAUCGCCAUCAUCGCCAUGUUCCUAGCCGCGGACGGCACGCCGACCGGCACGUGGGUGUGGACGCUCGGCACGCUCAUCGAGGGCAUCCUCCUCGGGCUGGUCAUCGCGCCUAUCGCGCUCACGGCGGUGAUUUUCGCCGGCAAGCGCACCCCCACGAAGCGGUGGCGCUGGAUCACGACGCUGGUGGUCGGCAUCGUCUGCGCGUGCAUCAUCAUCGGCAUGCGCGCAGGCUCAAAGGUCGAGGUGGAGAAGUUCUGCAAGCGCGUUUCGGUCUACUACACCGAUUACUGCAACAGUAUCUGGGGACCGGGUAUGGGCAUCAGCGCGGGCGUCGCCGUCGGCAUCCUCCUGUGGACUAUCUUCUUCACCGUCUUCUUCCACAAGAACCAGGCCGUGGGCGGCGCCGCAGGCCACGUCCCAGUGGGCAUGCAGCCGCUCAUCAACCAGCCGUACCCGUUCGCGAACCAGGGCUACUCGAACGCCGAGGCGGCGUACGCUCCCCCGCCGCAGCAGACGGCAUACGACCCGUACGUGUCCACAGGGCAGUACCCCUACCCCACGCCAUACGGCAACACGUACGGCGGCAACCGCGAGCUCGACGACAAGGACAGCGUGCACUCUGGCGCCCAGUCGUUGGGCUACGCGCAGGGCGGUGGGCACGGGUAUGCUAGGUAG